This is a messenger RNA of Dacryopinax primogenitus, 723 nucleotides long. RefSeq lists its product as uncharacterized. Bases 12 to 518 code for a protein of 168 amino acids. Gene Ontology annotation, biological process: intracellular sterol transport. NCBI's taxonomy places the organism in Eukaryota, Fungi, Basidiomycota, Dacrymycetes, Dacrymycetales, Dacrymycetaceae. The transcript has 4 exons. Gene Ontology annotation, molecular function: sterol binding. The record is from RefSeq and is a predicted model, not a curated record.
UCAAACUCACGAUGUUCGUCCGCACUCUCAUCACUCUCUCCGCUCUUGCGGCAACGACGUUCGGCUCUAUCCUCCCCCAGCUGCCUCUUUUCAAUGAUGGAGAUGUGACUGCACAGGCUGGAUGGACAUGGUCUGACUGUGGCGAUCCCUCCUUUGCCAUCGAGGUCCAAUCCAUUGAGGUUACACCCGAUCCCCCUGUUCCAGGGAAGAACAUGACUGUUGACGUGGUCGGCACCGCACGCAGCUCCAUCGAGGAUGGCUCCUUUGCCGAGGUCACUGUGAAGCUUGGAAUGAUCCAGCUUUUGAAGAAGCAGUUCGACGUAUGCAUGGAGGCUCAGAAGGCCAAUGUCACCGUGCAGUGCCCUGUCGAGGCCGGACACUAUGCGAUCUCAAAGACGGUUACUCUCCCACGUGAGAUCCCACGCACCAAAUUCAUUGUGAACGUGCGUGGAUCUACCCAGGACGAUGUGGACAUGAUCUGUCUCGACUUGAGCGUCAACUUCGGCAGCAAGCCUUGAGCUACCGCCACCCCAGGUAUCUUCCCACUACGGCGUCGUUGGCUUGGUGCCUUGGUGCACACGACAUAUAUGCGCCUUGUUCUGACUAGUAUCGUCUUCUCACCCGGUGAUAUGACUCCUGAGUCUCUUCCUUGAUUUUCACGCCUCCUCAUGCUGCAAUGUAACUUAUAUGUUUGCAACCUGCAAUGUUCAUUAUACAUGCCCG